AUGUGGGCUUGGCCCCGUUAUGCAAUCUACAUACUUAUGCUACUUGACGAACUUUGUACAAAGCAGAGAGAAGAUAUGAUGAAAGAAGACAAAAGCAUACAGAAAAGAAUACCACGUUCGGUACCAAAAGGAAAGGAGAAGAGCUAUAAGUAUAUGAUUUACACUGAAGAGUUGGAGAAAGAAGAAGAUAAAGAUAUGGUUAUGUUACAUUUAGUCAGAAGAAACAACAAGAGCUUUUAUGACCUCGCUAAAAUAUAUAAAUCUGACAGAAACCGGUUCUAUCGUGAAAACUUACCGAUUUCAAUGACACCGAAUGAGCAAAUAAAGGAAAUUGUCAAAAAUACUCUUCCUCAAACACACUAUGACAUCAAAGGUUGCACAAUACUUACAUUCAAAGAAGACUUAACAUUACUGAAGGAAAAAAUAACAGAAUAUUUCGACAACUUCAAAGAGGAAGAAUGA
Trichomonas vaginalis G3 is the source of this 462-nucleotide messenger RNA. RefSeq lists its product as uncharacterized. Bases 1 to 462 code for a protein of 153 amino acids. NCBI's taxonomy places the organism in Eukaryota, Parabasalia, Trichomonadida, Trichomonadidae. The transcript has a single exon. The record is from RefSeq and is a predicted model, not a curated record.